AGAAGAAGAAAACCAGACAAAUAGAAACAACAAAGAAUCAUCAUAAAAUCCCAAUAACAACACGGACCACAUACGCCCUUUUACUUUUGAAUUUAAUUCUUCUUCUCUUUUCACACUCCUUAAUUUGCCUUCUCUUCUUCAUCUUCUCCAACUUCAUUUACAUAGAGAAAGACGCAGAAAGACACCAUUAACAUAAAACUCCAUGCAUUUCUCAGCUCUAACAUGGCUUUUUCUUUUCUUGCUCUUUCACGUCUCUCAUUCUGAUCCCAGAAUCUCAGAAGCCGCUCUCUUUUGUGGCACCAACAUAACAAAAACUUCGAACUAUGUUCCAACUUUUGUCCGAGAAAUGGAAAAUCUUUCUCAAGUAAUAACCACCACCCACUUCGCCACCUACCAUGUUAAUCUCUCCACCACUAAUAAUCAUACAAGAAAUUCUUCUUCUUCUUCAAGCAUUUACGCUUUGACUCAGUGCCACCACGACCUCUCUCAGACUGACUGUCUCCUUUGUUAUGCUGCAGCUCGCACAACUGUCCCUCGUUGCCUCCCUUCUCUCUCAGCUCGCAUCUUUCUCGACGGGUGUUUCUUGCGUUACGAUAGCUACAAGUUCUACAAAGAGUAUGUUUCGCCUGCUCUUGACAAUGUAACGUGCAGUAAAGAGAAUGUUAGCUUUGCCAAUUACGAGAAUGAGAAUGAGUUUCUCACGAGCGUUGGUUAUGCAGUUGGGAAUGUUACAAGAAGGGCGGUGAGAACGGGGAGUGGAGGGUUUGGAACGGCGGAAGUGGAGGGUGUUUACGCAUUGGCUCAGUGUUGGGAGAGCGUCGGACAAGAUGGGUGUAGAAGAUGUUUAGAGAAAGCUGGAAAGGGUGUGAGAGGAUGUGGGCUCAAGAGAGAAGGUAGAAGUUUGAAUACCGGGUGUUAUCUGAGAUAUUCCAAUAAGAAGUUCUUCAAUGAUGAUGGACCAGAUGAAGAUAGUCAUGUUUCUGGGCUCGGAAUCACCAUAGCCAUUUCUUUGGCAACAGCUGCAUUCAUCAUGGUCUUUCUCUUUGCAGCUUAUGCAAGCUAUACAAGAAUAAAAAAGAUGAAAGAAGAACGCAAUAAUCUUGCCCAAUUCGCGAUUCCAAUGAAGAAUUCUUGCUUGAGUUUCAAAUAUGAGAGCCUCGAGAAGGCGACAGAUUAUUUCAGUGCUUCAAAGAAAUUAGGCCAAGGAGGAGCAGGUUCUGUGUACGUAGGGACUCUUCCAAAUGGGAAAUCUGUGGCUGUCAAGAGGCUGAUUUUUAAUACGAGACAGUGGGUAGAUGAGUUCUUCAAUGAGGUAAAUUUAAUCAGCAAAAUUCAACACAAGAACUUGGUGAAGCUUCUGGGUUGUAGCAUUGAAGGCCCUGAGAGCCUCCUGGUUUAUGAGUAUGUACCAAACAAGAGCCUCGAUCAAUUCCUUUUCGAGAACAACAAAACAAAACUUCUAAACUGGGAGAAGCGGCUUAAAAUCAUAAUUGGAAUUGCUGAGGGGCUUGCAUAUCUUCAUGGAGGUUCAGAAAAAAGAAUAAUCCACAGGGACAUUAAAAGCAGCAACAUUCUUCUCGAUGAAGAUUUUACUCCAAAGAUUGCAGAUUUCGGGCUUGCCCGGAAUUUCGCUGCUGAUAAGUCUCAUCUUAGCACUGGUGUUGCAGGGACACUUGGAUACAUGGCUCCGGAGUAUCUUGUUCGAGGACAACUUACCGAGAAAGCAGAUGUUUAUAGCUUCGGAGUACUGGUUCUUGAGAUUGUAUGUGGUAGAAGAAACAAUUUGUAUUCACAGGACCAUAUAUCUCCUCUCCAAACAGUUUGGACACUUUACAGAUUAAACAAUCUGAUGGAAGCAGUUGACUCUAGCCUAAAAGAAGAAUUUCAUGUAGAAGAGGCAAAUAAAGUGCUUCAAAUUGGGCUUCUCUGCACACAAGCAGAAGUUGCAUUAAGACCAUCCAUGGCACAGGUAGUAUGGAUGUUAACGAGCAAAAACUGCGAGAUUCCGAUCCCACAUCAACCGCCUUUUAUGAGUACUAAUGUGACCAAGCCAGAAGGUUCCACAAGGUCUCAUAACACAAACAGUUUCAUAGCAAAUGCAGCAAGAAAAAUGGAAUUGUCAUACACUUCUACAGAGUCUUCAAGUAUGCCCAGUUCAGAUGGGCAUUCAAAAAGUGGGGAAUUAAUCAGAAAGUAAAUUCAAGAACUAGAGACAUUGAAGCAAAAGAUUUCAUUUGCCAACAUUUUGAACAAAGCAUAUAUACAAGAAGCCUUGUAUUUUGAUCUCCUUGGAGUUGCAUAAAAGUAUUAUGGGACUGCACCUAUCAAUGAAGGUAAAAAUAUGAUUUGACAAUGUUUUUAUGAUUUUGGGUUGGGUGAAUUCUUUAGCUCAUAUGUGUAAACAUUGAAUUUCAUUUCAAUUUGGGGGCAUCCUUUGAUUUUAUUAAA
Molecule: messenger RNA, 2448 nt
Organism: Pistacia vera
Lineage: Eukaryota; Viridiplantae; Streptophyta; Magnoliopsida; Sapindales; Anacardiaceae
Product: cysteine-rich receptor-like protein kinase 42
Exons: 6
Coding region: 203-2197 (664 amino acids)
Biological process (GO): protein phosphorylation
Molecular function (GO): ATP binding; protein kinase activity
Source: RefSeq, a predicted model, not a curated record